Molecule: messenger RNA, 2459 nt
Organism: Chara braunii
Lineage: Eukaryota; Viridiplantae; Streptophyta; Charophyceae; Charales; Characeae
Source: the annotation of a GenBank genome assembly
GUCGUUUCGCAUGUAUCGCCACUUGUCGUCCUGGGCCUGGUUGAGAGGCCCCGGCGCUGCUUCCAAUGAUCCAUCGCUGCUGUACAUUUGCACGACGACGCGUAGCGCCUCCAGGCGUCGUCAACAAGUGGGUUAUAAGUCCCCCGAUUUAUUUACAGGUUUCAAAUUGCUUCUCUGCGAUCGACACUCCUUUCACGCGCAGCUGUGGCAGCGUCACUGAGUGGCAAGAUGUAUGUCGCCGAUCGGCCCGCCUAAGCCCACGCUUCCCCCUCCCCCUCCCCCUCCCCCUCCCUCGACAGGCAACAUCUCCAAUCGAGAGGCUGAAGCCGGCCGAGUAUGAGAUCAGUCGGCAGUUUCUGACCAAGCUUGCCGCUGUAGGCGGCAGGAAACAAGCCCAUCAAGCUCACCAGUUGUCGUUAAACAUCGGUGGCGGCGGCGGUGAAAUCCCCGCCGGGGUUGUCAUGAUGAGAAAGAAGCAGCCCUGUGGGACAUCUCAGGGAGGGCCGACAGUGGUGUGCGGCAUCGGAAACCGGUCAAAACGCCUGCUUUCUGACUCGGCGGCUGCCCCCGGCGAUGGCUAUGGCGGUGCGAGCAAUGGUGCGACGCCGAUCGAUGAUGGCAGUGCGGCAAAGCCGCCAAGAAAAGGUGUUGACGACAACGGACGAUCGUGCGCUGCUCCUCGGGGAACCGAGAUGGAUUCGAUUGACGGCCAAGAUCGCAGGAAGAGAGGAGGGCGCCGUGUGACAACUAGAGACAGGCCGGCUGCCAUUGCCGCCGGCCCUACUCUCCCCGAAACUGCGGCUGAGAGAGGGGAACCAGUAGGAUCGCCCCCAGAUGAUCCGCACCGUCUAUCGGAAGCAAUCGCUGCCCUCCGAUCUUUGGCGAGCGCGAAGAAGGCUCGCGUUCUCCAGCGUUUCUUCCAAACUGAACCAGGGCAGUACGGACAUGGUGACGUCUUUCUUGGUGUGACUAUGCCUCAAAUACGCAGUGUCGCGGCUCGAUCUCCUGACCUCUCUCUCCCACAGAUUGCAACGCUUCUGUCGAGCACUUUCCACGAAGAACGAAUGCUCGGAGUAGUGACAUUCGUCAAUCAAUUUGCUUCUGCGCUGAAGAAGAAACAGGAGUCGACUUCGCCCAUUAGAUCUGCCCUUCCUCCUCCCUCUCCUCGCUCUCCUUCCUCUCCUCUCCCUUCUUCUUGCUCUGUAGAGGUUAACGAUCUCGUGACUUGGUACGUGUGUAAUCGAAAGGGGCUGAACAACUGGGAUCUUGUCGACGCGUCCGCUUACCACGUGAUAGGUAGCUGGGUGAGUGCUGACGUGGCACGACGUAAGUGGGUCUUGUACUACCUGUGUGGAGAAGACUCUCCUUGUCGGAUUCCCGCGGAGACUAACGACGCUUCGAUCCCGCGAUUGCCUUCACGGCCGUCCCCUCCUCCUCUCGUUUCCGCCCACUCCCUCUCUCUCCCUCCCCCUCCCAACCCGCCCUCUCUUUGGGACGUUCGCAUUGCCAUCGUAGCCAAUUACAGGCUAAUAAACGACCGACGUGGCAGUGCUGACAGGGUUGUUGACGGCAGCAACAAUGACACACGGUUCGGACCCAUCUUCGAUCUGGCCGAGCGAUUCUACUCCCAUCCCCACGAUCUUAUUCACAAGGCGCUGGGCUGGAUGCUGCGAGAAGCGGGAAAGCACGAUCAGGAGCGAUUGAUGGGUUGGCUUCGGCGAUUCGCUGCCAAGUUGCCACGUGUCAUGCUUCGAUACGCGAUCGAGAAGCUCUCUCCGACGAUAAAGAAAGAGUUAAUGGGAGCGGCAUCCGCAUGUGGUGGGGAAGACGUCAGGCCAUCCAGCGACGUACACAUGGCUGGUGAUGAAGAUGGCGACGGCGAUGGCAAAGGCACGGCGGCUGCCGUUGGAAGAGGGCGAAGGAGGGGAACGAAUCUCCGCGCAGCAACGAGGACGAGCCAGGGGGAGGGCGACUCAACUGAGGUGUUAAAUGAGAGCCGCCGAGCUGAGGAGGAGGAGGGAAAAUCAGCAAAGGACGGAAAGGAGAAGGGGGCAAGUCAGCAAAAGACAGGAAGGAGAACUCGAGGUCGAGAUGUGGUGCCCUCCCAAGGAGGGCAAGGCAUGACAGGGGCUCGUCGGUCGACACGUGGCGUUCCUGGCACAGGAGUCCAGACGAUGGCUACGAGAAGAGAGGGGGAGAGGAAGAGUGGGAACGAAAGCGAAGGCAGUGGAGGGGGGGGUAUUCAGAGCAGGAAACGAGCGGGUGCAGCGGCCGCUCUCCUCCCACCAUCUCCCAAUGUCGAUCCGGAAAGGAACGAUGAGGAUCGAUCUGUAGAACUGUCACGCGAAAGACGACGACGACGACGGUAACGAGCGGAUUUUUUUUAAUUUCUUUUUUUGGAACGGAAAUUUGACACUAUGAGAGAGACGGAAAGGACGCGGGUGUAGUAAGCCUGAGAG